This is a messenger RNA of Phragmites australis (common reed), 618 nucleotides long. RefSeq names its product dirigent protein 16-like. The record is from RefSeq and is a predicted model, not a curated record. The coding region runs from base 1 to 618 and encodes 205 amino acids. The transcript has a single exon. NCBI's taxonomy places the organism in Eukaryota, Viridiplantae, Streptophyta, Magnoliopsida, Poales, Poaceae.
AUGCAAGCAAGAUCUUGCACCCGCAUCGUCAGCCAAGCCUGCAUCGCUCUCGCCGUUCUACUGGGCACCAUGGCUGCCGGCGCCCGUCCGGCAAGCCACAGUGCCCCGUCCGCCCCCCACAGCUCCGACCAGACGAUCACACUGUACACUACCGGAGCCGCACCGCCGAGAGCCACAGCUGCUUUCUCGCAACACCCCGUCUUCACCAGCCAGGGCCCGAUAGCCCAUUCUAACAGCUGGUUGCGCGCCUUGACGCGGCCAGGCGCGCUCCGGCCAGGCACGGUGACCGUCGUCGACGAGCAGCUCCGCGGCAAGAAGGAGUUCGGGCUGCCUUUGGAAGGGAGGCUGCAGGGCAUCCUCGUCACUAGCUUGGCAGAUAACAGCAGCCACAUGGUGGCGGUGAAGGCCUCGUUUGCCGGCGAUGGCACGGGUGACAGCCUCAGGUUCUUCGGGGUCCGUCGUGACGACGAGGAGGAGUCUCAUAUCGCGCUGGUUGGAGGGACGGGGCGGUACGACGGCGCCACAGGUUUCGCCGUUCUCAGAGCAGCUGAUGCACCUGAAACGGGUGGAAAUGUCAGCUUGAGCAGGGCUCUGAGUUUCAGAGUGCAUCUAAAGUAG